This is a messenger RNA of Mercenaria mercenaria, 4521 nucleotides long. RefSeq lists its product as uncharacterized. Gene Ontology annotation, molecular function: protein N-acetylglucosaminyltransferase activity. The coding region runs from base 200 to 1738 and encodes 512 amino acids. NCBI's taxonomy places the organism in Eukaryota, Metazoa, Mollusca, Bivalvia, Venerida, Veneridae. The transcript is spliced from 2 exons. Gene Ontology annotation, cellular component: endoplasmic reticulum lumen. The record is from RefSeq and is a predicted model, not a curated record.
GCUUGAACACGCACGAAGUACAGUCAAUAUAUUUUCACAUGGUGAAUGGUUAUAACUUACUGUUUACAAAUAUCAUGAACACAAAACAAAAUCUUACAAUUCUACAUUCAAUUCGGAACAUUGACUAUAUGGAAGACUGAAAAACAGGCGAAACAAAACAAAUCAAAUAUUAUUGAAGCAACUGACAAAUAAUUGGACCAUGAAAGUGAAAAUCAUAGUUAACAGACUUGCUUUAUUUUGCUUUUUCCAAGCCUUUGUAGUAAUAUUAACUAUCAUGUACGUACUUGUAUACGUGCCAGACUUGGUGCUUGUUGAGGACAGCAAACAAUUAAAUUCUGAAGAAGAAAUGGUGAUUUUGGAAAGGGAAUCAGAACAAAAGCGCCAAGAUAUAUUAAAGGAGCGUCGUGCAUUGUCGAAAGGCGUAUCCAGGCAGCUAUCUGGCGGGCAGACCUGCGUGCUGUUUCGUUUUGAUGCAUUGCCUGGACAGGAACAAACUUCUAGUGUUGCUAUGAUAAACGACGGCGAUGAGUAUGCAUAUCUAUCAAAAGAAGGAGAAUAUAUGCCUCAAAAUAUUCCAGAAUGGUUUCAUACAAAAACGGACUAUUGUAAUGGGUGUUUUGUGACAUAUGGCCUAUCAAAAUGUCUUAUUUCUUUAAAAGAAGUAACAAUUUAUCCUAAAUUUGGUCAUGGAAAACCAGGGGGUGAAGAGUUAGAGGAUGUCUUUAUGCAAACUGAAGAGGAAGAAGUAUUUAAAUUGGAUAAAGGUUAUUUUGUUUUAAACUCUAACGAACUUGACUUGUCUGGCGUACAGUUUAAUACAGUUUUGCAGAAAUUUACGAAUGGUCUUCUCAUAAUGAAAGAAACUGACAUAAAUGUAUUAAAUGCACAUAAAAAGCAAGAUAGGAUCGCUGUUAUUACAGCAAGACGCGAAUACGCAAACUUUUAUCAUACAACAAUGGAUUGGUAUGAUAUAUUCUUGAUAAUGGUACUAUUCAAGAUCGAUCUAUACCAUCUUGAGGUAAUCUGGCUCGACGCCCAUCCAAAGUCAAACUUUGAUCCAGCAUGGGAGAUUCUAUUCGGGGUACCAAUCAGAGUUGGGAGUUUAAGUGAUCCAGUGAAGUACGAACAGAUGAUCUGGAAUGGUUUCGGACACAAAAGUCAUAUAAAUCAGCAUCAGAUUGAAUACCUGCCUUUUGUUAACGAGUUCCGUCAUUUUGUUCUGAACCGAUUUCAGAUUAAUGACGAUCACGAGGUAAAUUGUAACGAAUUACGGAUAACCAUUAUCUGGAGACGCCAUUAUAUCGCCCAUCCUAGGAAUCCAUCCGGAUACACCUCCAGACGAAUUGCAAACGAAGAGGAAGUUUGGAGAUCGGUGAAAGAAGCUGACUUUCAAGCGGUUGUGAAUGGUGUACAGCUCGACCGACUCAGUAUGGUUGAGCAGCUCGAACUCGUGUCUAGAACUGAUAUUCUUAUUGGUAUGCACGGUGCCGGACUUUCGCAUAUACUUUACCUACCUGAAACAUCUGGUGUGAUCGAACUUUACCCAAACUACAUGUCUGUUGCCAACGCUCAUUUUCGCGCCAUGUCAAAAUGGCGGCGUUUGCGUCACAUCGUAUGGAUGAAUCAGGAUAACAGUUUAGAAAAGAAGGACCACCAGACGUAUAUUCCAAAGACUGUCAUUCAAGACCUGGUGGAUACUAUUAAAGAAAAUAUUUGUGAAAAACGAAUAGAGUUAUGAACUUUUCUGCAGCAUAUCGAACUAUCUGUACUAAACGCGACUAUUGUUGAAUAAACCUUAUCUGAAAAAUCGAUUAUCAUAUAGCUUUGAUCGGUAUCUUCCGUAAAUUUACGUACUUUUCCGAAAUUAAGCGGGUAUAAACCAUGUUUUCAAUAAUUGCCUCAAUGGCUCAACGUUCAAUCUUAUGUUUACAUUAAAAUGCUAGUGAUAGAAGGAAAACGACAGUAAAUAUGUAGGCAAAAAGAGCUAUGUUGCACCUCAAAAUGGUAGCAACGCAUUUUGGUAGUCACUACCAAAAUUCGGCCGAGUUUUGAUAAUCACUACCAAAAUGCGUUACACUCAACGCAAUUUGGAAGUUUACAAAAAUGUAGUACCAAAAUGAGUUUGAUAUGUAAACAUCCAACGCAAAACGGUAUUAAUAAUAAUCUCAUGAUUUACAAAAAGAAUAUUUUGUGACGAAUGGAUAAUAUUAUAGAUUAUUAAAGAGAGUCAUAAUGGAAUUUAGUCGCUCAUUCGGCCUUGACCUUUUGACCUUGAAAAUAUAACUGCUCUAGAUUCAAUCAAGCAUGACCAUUGGAACGCACGUGAGAGGUCAAUGCAACUCUUAACUUUGACAUACAUCGAGAGGUAUUGACGGAACUUGGCACAACUGUUCACUACAAUUAUUUGAUGCGUCGAUCGCAUGACCCUGUGACAGGUUUCACAAACGCCCGUAAGUAAGUACAGACUGUUUGAGAUUAAAAUUCAGGAGAUUCACGAGAAGAGGUCACAUAAGACAGGUUGUAAAAUACCUUUAAAAGUAUAUACAAGGUAGACAUGCAACCUUUAUCCACCAAAAAAAGAAUCUGUAAAUCUAAUGACGGAGAAUCCAGCUUUUGGAAAAUUAUUCCAGUAAGCCCACGCCCACAUUUUACCAUUCUUUUACGUUGUGUUUCAAAGAUUUCUGCGGCGGACUCUCGAAACCCACACCUUUAAAGAGAAAAAACUUUUUUUGCCGGAAUUAUUAACCUAAUACCCCUAAAACACGCACAGAAUUCACCAUUUAUGUUUAUUUGGGAUGUUUAUAAAAUUAUCUAGGUGGAAGACUCGCGUGCCAUCUACACAUUUAUACUUCGUUUUACAGAAUUCAUCAUGUUCAUGAUUUAAAAUAUCUCAGUGGACAAUCCCUCCAACAACACUAGCACAACAUUAAAACAACAAAACAAUACAAUGUUACUGCAUAUGAAGCGUCGUUUGAGGCCCCUUUCACACGCUCAGGAAUAUAAAUCUUAGUUGUUUUUAUACGAAAACCAUAUCUUGGGAGCGGAACUCUCUUUUGUGCGUAAUGUAAAAAUGGGCACAGCCCCUGAUGUAGAUAAGAAAAAAAACUACCAAAGAACGUUCCAUUCCAUGAUCCUUAACGCAUCAUAUGUACCCUUGCAACACAUUUUGUCGCUACCAAAACUCGGCCGAAUUUUGGUAGUGACUACCAAAAUGCGUUGCUACCAUUUUGAGGUGUAACAGAGCUAUAAUUAUAUCAGCAUUUUAACGUUCAAGAUUAAUUUGCGAUGAGCAUUUUUGUGUUUAAUUAAUUCAAUGCCAAAGCAUAUUAAUUCAUUUUACAUGUUUACUUAUUAUUCUAUUAUUGAUUGACUUAAAUUUUUGCUUUAACUGAAAUAACUAAAUGUUAAUAUUUCUUCUUAAUGCAUGUUUAAAACACGUUAACCAUCUGCCUCUUUUUUCUUAUUUGUUAUAAAUGCAAACUGAACAAAUAUAAUUCUUCUAUUUUCUAUUUCUUGAUUGUUUAAAUCACAUUUAACUGUCCUGCGUAAAGAAUGUAGUUUUAUCACGUUCUAGUUUUUGCACACAAUAAAAUAAGUUUCAUCAUUUAUUUUAAUACCGUUGGUUUUAAACACGCUUUCUUAUAACAUUUGCAGAAUCCCUCGGAAUACGUCGGAUACCAACCAAUCCCUCGGGAUUCUGCAGAUGUUAUAACACGAAAAAACAUGCGUUAUCCCUACAUUAGAAACAAACCUCAUAUUCUAAUGUUCAUAACAUGACCAAACUUAAAUUCUAAAGAAAGAUAAUUUUUAGCCAAAAACAUAUCAAAUUUGAAGUAGACAACAUAAAGUAUAAUUUGUUUAUUUAGAGAACGAAUAAACCUAAUUAUUAUUUCAUGGAUUCUCAGUUUAUUGCUGCAAUUAAAUAUCUCCUUUCUUUCAAUGAAACUUUUGUAAAAGUGCAAAAUAUCCGCUAUAAUAAAAAUGAAUAGUGAAUAUGACUUUUUGUCUUUUUUUUAUAUACUAGUAGUAUAUUUUUUUUUGUACUAUGUUUUGAGGCUUCAGACCAUAAACAUAAUUGCAGAAUUAUCACCCCUGAACAUUGUCAUUGCAGAAUCUGUUUUUCCUAUGUUUCUUUUUAUAUAUUACAUUUUACUCAUUUGUAUGUGUGUAUUUGUAAGGUUAGCAUGGGAUGGUUCCCCGACCCAUGUUUAACCAUGUGACGGGGAGAAUAAACGGGGUUACCCAUUGGGGCCUCAAAAAAAAAAAAAAAAAAAUACCCGCUAUAAGCCCCCAUUUUUACCGUUUAUUACCGCUUAGAAUGCUUUUUAGAUUUUUUUUUUAUAAAAGGCAAUAAAAGUAACAAGCAAGGGAUGACUACUUACUGUAAGCCUAGAAAUGUUGGAUAUGCUGUAACAUGACAUAAUUAUUUUACAUUGGAUUAAACAUUUCUACCACUUUGCAAUAUGUGUUUAAUAAAAGCGUAUUGGGAAAGAAUCGAGGGUUUUGGCAGGAAAUGUAAGG